AUGGAAAAUCUAGUGGUGGUGGGGAUUUUGAUGCUACCGCUACUGAUAUUUGGUAUGUUUGGAAAUUUGCAAUUGAUGUUUGUUACGUGGAGAUACAAGCAGCUGCAACAUCGCAAUGGUAUAUUGAUCAGUCAAUUAUUCGAAAUGAAAAAUGCAAUUGAAAUACUGACUGGCAAUUCCAAGAUGACACGUACAGCGUGUUACAAUACAAUUUUCCUGUACGGCUUCUCGUUCAGUAUGGCAUGCAUAGCAAUGCUUUCUUUAGCUAUUGACCGUCUCAUUGCUGUUUCGUCACCUAUAAAGUAA
This is a messenger RNA of Gongylonema pulchrum, 306 nucleotides long. NCBI's taxonomy places the organism in Eukaryota, Metazoa, Nematoda, Chromadorea, Rhabditida, Gongylonematidae. The record is from the annotation of a GenBank genome assembly.